AUGACUCCUCCUCUGCUGCUCGGAGUUCUCCUCCUGAACCUCCUGUCGACCGCUGAAGCACGUACCGAAUGUUUUCUGGUGACCGGACGGCUGCGAUGUCCCACGGAGCCGAGGAAGGCCGUCGGCGCUCAAAUCGAUCUCCUGGACGAGGAUCCUCUUCCACUGGAAUCGGAUGAUUUAAUGGGAAGAACAUGGUCGAUUUAUAAUGGCUCAUUUGCAGUUUCUGGUUGCGGAUCCGACUUCGGCCCAUUCAACACACCGGAUGCAUAUAUUCGAAUCGAACAUUCAUGUCCACAUCGACACGGCGGCGAAUUCAAAACGAUCGAAUUGGAUGUGUUGCCGAUCUUUCUGCCCAGGGUGAUCAGUCUUGGAUCGAUCUAUCUGGAUCGAUAUUUGGACGAUCCUAUCUGA
Molecule: messenger RNA, 411 nt
Organism: Necator americanus (New World hookworm)
Lineage: Eukaryota; Metazoa; Nematoda; Chromadorea; Rhabditida; Ancylostomatidae
Exons: 3
Coding region: 1-411 (136 amino acids)
Cellular component (GO): cell surface
Source: RefSeq, a predicted model, not a curated record